Messenger RNA from Andrographis paniculata, 1352 nucleotides. RefSeq lists its product as uncharacterized. The transcript has 3 exons. Gene Ontology annotation, molecular function: nucleotide binding. NCBI's taxonomy places the organism in Eukaryota, Viridiplantae, Streptophyta, Magnoliopsida, Lamiales, Acanthaceae. The coding region runs from base 65 to 1165 and encodes 366 amino acids. The record is from RefSeq and is a predicted model, not a curated record.
UACAUACAAUCACUCAUUCAAUUCCAUCAAUCUUAUCCACCCACCUAAUUACCUUAACCUAGCAAUGGCCGCCGCCGCCGUCGCCGACAAGCGGCCGGUCCGGUUCGGGAUCCUGGGCUGCGCCAAUAUAGCGCGUAAGGUGUCGCGGGCGAUUAUCCUCUCUCCCAACUCCACCGUCGUCGCCGUCGGCAGCCGAUCCCUCGCCAAAGCCGAGGCUUUCGCCAAGGAGAACGGCUUCCCCGGCUCGGCUAGGGCUUACGGCUCCUACGACGCCGUUAUUGACGACCCAGACGUUGACGCCGUUUACAUUCCGUUGCCGACGAGCCUCCACCGGCGGUGGGCGGCCCUGGCGGCGGAGAAGAAGAAGCACGUGCUGCUGGAGAAGCCGGUGGCGCUGAACGUGGCGGAGCUGGACGAGAUACUGGCGGCGUGCCGAGUGAACGGAGUGCAGUACAUGGACGCCACCAUGUGGAUGCACCACCCCCGCACGGCGGCGAUCACGGCGGCUCUCUCCGAUCACCGCCGCUUUGGCAAACUCAAAGCGGUACAUAGCAUUUUCUCAUACAACAAUGGUCCCGACUUCCUAAAAAAUGACAUUCGGGUGAAGCCCGACCUUGAUGCCUUAGGCGCAUUAGGCGACACCGGCUGGUAUUGUAUAAGAGCAAUCUUAUGGGCAUCCGAUUACAACCUUCCGACAAAAGCCACAGCUCUACCAAACGUCGAGUUCAAUGAGGCCGGCGUGAUCCUCUCUUGUGGCGCAUCUCUACAAUUCUCCGAUGGCAAAAUCACAACUUUCUAUUGCUCAUUUUUAACCAACUUGACAAUGGAAAUCAAUCUUUUGGGAACGGAUGGCUAUAUUCGUCUCCACGAUUUUGUCAUACCUUUUCAAGAAUAUAAAGCACCAUUUUACGUCCAUGCCAAUACCAAAUUUGGCGAGCGAGCAAUCUCUAUUGAGCCAGAACCCGUAGAACACAUUGUGAGUACGGAUCUCCCACAAGAGGCUUUGAUGGUGAAGGAGUUUUCGAAUUUGGUGCAAAAAAUUGAACGUGAAGGGGGAGAACCAGAGAAGAAGUGGGAAAUAAUUAGUCGGAAAACUCAACUUGUUGUGGAUGCCGUGAAAGCAUCGGUUGAUAAGGGGUUUGUUGCUGUUGAGGUCGGGGAAUAAUCUUGUGGAUGCCGUGAAAGUAUCGGUUGAUAAGGGGUUUGUUGCUGUUGAGGUUGGGGAAUAAUCUUAGAAAAUAUGAAUAAAUCGGGUUGUAAUAAUGUAAGAAAAUUAUGAAGGGCUUUAAUGUUGUAAUGUGGAUGUUUUUGUUGUUGUAUUUGAAUACAUUAUAGGGUGUGUUUGUUUGGGA